This is a messenger RNA of Acipenser ruthenus (sterlet), 2122 nucleotides long. Its product is annotated as lymphocyte activation gene 3 protein-like. The record is from RefSeq and is a predicted model, not a curated record. Gene Ontology annotation, cellular component: membrane raft; external side of plasma membrane. The transcript is spliced from 8 exons. Gene Ontology annotation, molecular function: MHC class II protein binding; protein tyrosine kinase binding. The coding region runs from base 359 to 1846 and encodes 495 amino acids. Lineage: Eukaryota; Metazoa; Chordata; Actinopteri; Acipenseriformes; Acipenseridae. Gene Ontology annotation, biological process: T cell activation; positive regulation of ERK1 and ERK2 cascade; interleukin-15-mediated signaling pathway.
UUUACUCAGAGGAUGCCAGUCUGAGUUAUAUUACAACCCUGCAGAUUUUACAAGUUUAUUUUAUAUAAUCAUAUUUUUUGUAUUACUUUUUUAAAAAUAUUAUUGCUAUUAUUAUUGCUGCAAAAUUGCAUUGAGGAUUAUAAGAAUAAAGACAUUGGCAACGCAAAAUAUAACGCAAAACAUAAAUAUAAUCUGUUUUCUAUUCUUAUCAUUAUUAUUGUUAUUAUAUUUUAGGUUGUAAGAAGCAAAUAUAAUCGUAUUAUUACUGAUUAUAACUGAGAAUUAUACAUUAUAACAAAAUCAAUAGAAUUCAAAUAUUACUUAAGGAUUAUCAAGCUUUAAAUAAGAAAAAAAAAUCAUGCUUUGUUUAUUCACUUUGCUUAUUGGGAUUGCUCUGUUCUGUGAUGUAUCACGCAGCUCUGCAGAGGAACAUAUUUUCGCGGGCGUUGGGUCUCGAGUUUUAUUACCCUGUUUGAAAACUCCUCUGCCUCACGGAGUUAACAGAGGCACGACAGUCCACUGGUUCAAAAUAUUCAGCAAAAGUGCUGAGAGGUCGGUGUGGAGGAGUGAGAAGAGUGGUCUGGAAUUCUGGAGCAGCCUCACUAAUAAGCGGGCAAAAGCUCACCAGCCCCGCUUUCACAGUGGAGAUUUCUCUCUGGCUGUGGAGGACACCCGGAUGUCUGACGCGGGGCCAUACAGGUGUGCGGUCAGCUACGACAGAGAGAACUUCCAGAGGUUAAUUCACCUGCACGUCAUGCAAGUGUCUCCCGUCACUGCCGGCCCCUUCAUUGAGGGCUCGUCGCUGACCCUGCGGUUCAGUGCCUCUGACUGGCCACAGGGGGCGAGGGUGAGCUGGCUCCAGAAUGGCAUCGUGCUCCAGUCCUCUCGCAAGCAUCAGAUCAGAGAACGCAGCCUGGACAUCAAAGACCUUGACAGAGAGGACUCUGGGAAUUGGACAUGUCAAGUGUCAUACCAGGGGCGCACUGCCAGAGUUAGCUACACACUGGAAGUGCUGGGUAUUUCCAGUCCCCCCAGCAGUGGCAGCGUGGUGUACGGCAGCCUGGGGCUCCCAGCCACCCUGCCGUGUGUGUUCAGUGCUGGCCUGACUCCGUCCCACACGGGCUGGCAGUGGAGAGCAGACUCCUCCGUGGUGCCAGUGUCCCGCGCUGCUCCGAGCGGCCGUGACGCCUCCCUGCUCAUCCCCUCUGUGGAGUUCAGACACGGAGGGGUCUACACCUGCUCCGGCAGCGUCCACGGGAAGAGGAUUGAGAGGAGCGUCAGGCUCGUGGUGGCAUCAGUCUCAGUGAAGCCCAGUGGUUUGGUCUCGGAAGGGAAGUCAGUGUCUCUGACCUGCACUCUCAGUGACUAUUCACAAGUGGACAGGUUCGAGUGGACGAAAGUGACCGCAAACUCCAACCAGACUGACCCCACUGACCCCCCGAAGCAGGCUUCUCUGCUGACGAGUAAAGGGGCGAAGCUGGGGGGUCUGAAUUCUGACAGAACGUUCCUCAUCCCCAGAGUGAGUGAGCAGCACGCAGGGGAAUGGGUCUGCUCUCUAUACAGCAAGGAGAUCCUGGUGGGACAGAUCCCAUUCCAACUGCACGUCACAGGUCAGCUCCAAGGUUCUGCCCUGGCCCAGUCUUCCAACAAGGUUGCCGCGGUAACCCUCCUCUCCUUCCUGUUUGUGGUGCUGCUUCUAAUUGCGCUCCUAAUGUACCGUUACCAGAGAAAGCGAGCAAGGGGGAAUUUGCACUUCCCAGGGCUGGAAGCCAUUCGAACCGAGCAGUCAAAGAAAUCCAGAGAGGAGAAAAAGAGCGCAGAGGCGCUGAAAGAGGAUGAGCCGUGAUGAAUCAGACUGGAAUGAAACCGUGGAGAAAUUAAAAGAGCACCAGCCAAGAUUUAGAAUCCAUUUCCUUACCUUCUAUUAGCACCAGUAACAUUCUCACUUUCCCCCUCUUUCUUCUGUUGAAGAUCUUUUAGUUCUUUUCGCUUGCAUUUUUAUCCUUAAGUUUGGAACAUGCAGAUAUCUGAAAGAAAACGCUGUAGAUUGCUGCUGCUCCUAUCGUGUUGUAGUUCAGAAUCCCUCCAAUGGGCAAGCAGCAAUCAGAACAUGUGACCUAUA